Messenger RNA from Anopheles darlingi, 940 nucleotides. RefSeq names its product brachyurin-like. Lineage: Eukaryota; Metazoa; Arthropoda; Insecta; Diptera; Culicidae. The coding region runs from base 1 to 924 and encodes 307 amino acids. Gene Ontology annotation, molecular function: serine-type endopeptidase activity. The record is from RefSeq and is a predicted model, not a curated record. Gene Ontology annotation, biological process: proteolysis. The transcript has a single exon.
AUGUUGUCAAUAACUAGUUGCGUAUUUCUGUUUCUCGUAAUUGGGCUUGGAUGUGGUGAGACAACCGAGAGAAAGGCUGCCAUCGACGGUGAAAUAGAUUGGUCCAGCAUACGGCCGAUCGAAGACUUCAAUCAUUACUGGACGCGAUUGCCGGUGGAGUUGCAACAGUAUCGUCACAAUAUCGGCCGCAAAGCCGUCACGAAUGGCUUCGUGGCAGUACCAGGCCAGUUCCCUUACUACGCGUUACUACUUCCGGAGUUCACCAUCGGAACGACCCUUUGUGGUGGUACUAUCCUCACUAAUAACUACAUUCUGACAGCGGCACACUGUGUGGCGCUUUCAUCGUCAGUUCUGGCCACCGGAGGAACGGCUAUCUUAGGUGCUUACGAUCGUAGCAUCGCUGAACCAGAGCAGCAAAGGAUUCGUUUCGAUACUUCCGGCAUAACGGUUCAUCCCGGGUUUACGUCCUUAACGCUGCGCAACGACAUAGCCACGGUACUACUCAACACACCCAUCAGCUACAGCGCUCGCAUACAACCGGUGCGAUUGCCUACGCUCACCGAUACGCGCACAUUCGCCGGUAUGUUGGGCACGGUAUCUGGAUUCGGGCGUACCUCAGAUACGGGCCCCACCUCGAACUUUUUACGUUACGCCUCGAACUCGAUCCUAACGAACGGUGACUGUUCGAGCUUUUGGCCUACACCUUUCCUGUCGCCCGAGAAUGUCUGCAUGAGUGGAGCAAACGGACGGUCGCCCUGUUUCGGAGAUUCCGGUGGUCCACUGACGGUGAGCACGGUGCUAGGACCGCUUCAGGUGGGCAUCGUAUCGUUUGGUGAUUCGGCCGGAUGUAGCAUCGGUAUACCGUCGGUGUACGCACGUACCACUUACUUUUUGCAGUGGAUACUGGACAAUUCCAACUAUUAGCGAAUGCACAAUCUGG